AUGCCAAACACCGGAAGACCUAGCCGGGGUUGUCACUUAUGCCGGCAGAGGCGAGUCAAGUGCGACCUCGGACGGCCCGGCUGCCAGCGGUGUACCAAGUACGGCGCCGAAUGUCCGGGAUACAGAGAUCAACAUGAGUUGGUGUUCCGCCAUGCCAACCCGUCAACUGCCAAGAAGCGCAUGAGGCGAAAGGACAAAGAUGCCGACGGUUCCCAGCGCUCGUCAUCGGCCGGCACCAGAUCAGGCACGCCUGCUUCAAUUUUGAGCAGCAGCGGUGGAGGCACCGUCGUCUUUGAUCCAAAAGCAGAACUGCUAUCAUUGUCAGCCGACGCCGUCUCGGAAACACCAGCGACGAUUUCGCGACCCUUGACGGAGCAUUGGACGAGCCAUUCCGUCCCGAUGCUCCUCAACGUCUACUCGACGCUCGACUUCCUCCACAACAUCUACCGAAUCAAUCCUCGGGACGGACCGUUGGUCUGGGCUGCCCACCUCUUCACCCGGACCUACGUGACAAACAUUCGACACCCGGUUUCGAUAUUCAAGGAGUCGGAAGUGGAAAACCAGCGCGAGCUGGGCACGUAUCUAGGGAGGACCCUGAGUGCAGUCAACAGGACUCUCGAGGACCCCGACGCCGCAUUUCGAGACGACGUGCUUGCGACUGUUUGGAUCCUGGCAAAUUAUGAGCUACUCGUGGGCUCACUUGGUCGCAUGGAGCUUCUCAGCCCGUGGCAUCUACACACAAGAGGGUUGUACAGUAUACUCAAGGCCAGAGGAUCCCAGCAUCUUUUGACGGCGCAGGGGCGGACGGCGUUUUGGCCGUGCUACAACAUGGUGGUAGGUCGACCACAUUUCUACGGAAGCGGAUCUGCAUCUCACAAAUCGCAGCAAGUUCAGGCCCUCGUCAGCAACACGGAAUGUCCACCAGAGUCGGAUGAAUGGCUGGACAUCAUAAGAAACAACCCUCACAAAGGCGAGGGUUUGACGUUGCAUGUGUCAGCCUUCAUCAUAGCAUGCACACGCGUUCAAGCUGCCAUCUCCGAUCUGCUGCGCCGUCGUGAUUUUGUGGCCGCGGACGAGCAGUACGAGUCCCUUGUGGCACAAUUGACGGAAGCCGAAGAGCAGGUCAACAACUACGUCGAGACGGCGGCCGAUGCGACCGACGACAUGGACUCUUACAUGCGCAACAUGUAUAACUCGGGAACUAUCAAGGGCUGGAGCUACGUCCUGAUGCUGGCUAACUUCCUGACACAUUAUCCACCUAGCAGGAUGAUGUUGCGCCAGCUUUGGGCACGACGUAGGCACUGCCUCGAAAUGAUUCGGGCUGCUGGUCAGUCCAUCGUCGAUAGUGUGCCGUUUGCCUUGGGGCCCCUAGCAGCCGGCAAGGACAGCUCGCCAAAAUUGCUAUUUGACGCUUUGAAGAUGGUCUGGCCGCUCACGGCUGUUUACGUCGUCGGAACCACCCUGCCGGAGCAGAAAAGUGAGGCCGAAAAGGCACUGGUUUUCAUCGGAAACGAGUUUGGAGUCAGACAGGCACUCAACACGUACCCGGGGGCGCUACUGUUUCCGCUCGAAGCGCGCCAGCCGCUCGGGCUGGCCACUGAGGCCGACGUUGCGCCGCCUUUGACGAACGGAUAG
This is a messenger RNA of Metarhizium album ARSEF 1941, 1635 nucleotides long. RefSeq names its product Zn(2)-C6 fungal-type DNA-binding domain protein. The coding region runs from base 1 to 1635 and encodes 544 amino acids. The record is from RefSeq and is a predicted model, not a curated record. The transcript is spliced from 3 exons. Gene Ontology annotation, molecular function: DNA-binding transcription factor activity, RNA polymerase II-specific; zinc ion binding. Lineage: Eukaryota; Fungi; Ascomycota; Sordariomycetes; Hypocreales; Clavicipitaceae. Gene Ontology annotation, biological process: regulation of DNA-templated transcription.